Messenger RNA from Durio zibethinus, 1338 nucleotides. The record is from RefSeq and is a predicted model, not a curated record. NCBI's taxonomy places the organism in Eukaryota, Viridiplantae, Streptophyta, Magnoliopsida, Malvales, Malvaceae.
GAAAACAAUAUGCUAAGCAUUCUUAGUAGAAGUUUUCGUACUUGGAACUCCAUUCAUCACUGUCAAUUUGCAGUGAAUGGUAGAAUCUGGAUACUCUGGAGGAAUCAAAUCUCCGUACAGGUGGUGUCAGCUAUCGAUCAAGCUAUUACUUGUCUUUGUUCUCGACCUCAAGGUGUCGAUGUCAAGAAGAAUGUUGUUGUGACCAUCUCUUCAGACAAAGGUCUUCGUGGUGGAAUUAACUCUACAUCAGUCAAGAUAAGCAAGGCACUCCACAAGUUGAACUCUGGUCCUGAAAAGGAAACAAAAUAUGUUAUUUUGGGAGAGAAAGCUAAGGCUCAAUUGGUUCUUGACUCUAAGAAGGACACUGAGUUAAUCAUAACCGAGGUCUCUCUUCUUGCUGAUGAUAUCUUAAAGAAUGUGGAGUAUGACGCUUUGAGGAUUGUCUUCAACAAGUUUCACUCAGUAGUUUCAUUCGUGCCUACACUGUCAACCGUGUUAUCACCUGAAAUUGUUGAAAGGGAAGCUGAAUCCGGGGGCAAGCUUGUUGAUCUAGACUCCUAUGAAGUUGAGGGUGGUGAGACAAAGGCUGAAAUACUUCAAAAUCUGGCAGAGUUCCAGUUUUCUUGUGUCAUGUUCAAUGCGGUAUUGGAGAACGCUUGUAGUGAACAAGGAGCAAGGAUGUCUGCCAUGGAUAGCUCAACCAGAAAUACCGUCGACAUGCUUGAUGGCCUUACACUCACAUAUAACAGAACCCGUCAAGAUUACCACCGAGUUGAUUGAGAUUGUAUCUGGAGCAUCGGCACUGGAGGAUCAAUUUAUUGCAUACAGCAUAUAGACAUUGCAUUUUAAGAGGGUAUUUAUUUGGAGUCAAUCAACAGUAAAAGAAGUAAUCAUGAAACCAUCAAUAGCAUCAACAUCCAAUAAGAAUUAUUUGAAAAUAAAAAACCAGUCGGAAAGUAUUCAAGGAAAAGAAAGAGACUGGUUAAGAUUCUGUUUCUACAUUUCACAAUUGGAAGUUAAAAAGGGGUAUUUGUUGAAGACAUAUAAGGAUGUGAUAUUGCUCAUGUCAAUGAAGAUUGAUAAGUCACUAAUUCAGAUUACGAUACAAUUUUAAAAUCGUUGUUUCGUGUUCAACGAAUAAGACUUGAUCUAUAAUUGAAUAAUAUUCAUUUUUAUUCCGAACAAAGUCUGUCAAUCAAGACAAUAUUUAUUGGUAGGAGGAAAACAUCACCGGAUAUGAAAAGAAGUUGGCAUUUCUGGGAAUCAAAAUCACUUUUUUUAUGGUUUCAGCAGCCUUUUGAUUCUUCCUUUCUUAAUCCAUGUGACUGAGUCAGCGUA